Messenger RNA from Daphnia magna, 2587 nucleotides. RefSeq names its product oxidative stress-induced growth inhibitor 1-like. The coding region runs from base 327 to 1892 and encodes 521 amino acids. NCBI's taxonomy places the organism in Eukaryota, Metazoa, Arthropoda, Branchiopoda, Diplostraca, Daphniidae. The transcript is spliced from 8 exons. The record is from RefSeq and is a predicted model, not a curated record. Gene Ontology annotation, molecular function: oxidoreductase activity.
AAAGCAGUGUUAUUGUUACAAUGUGCUGAUCCCGCAUGACUCUUCAUUUUUUUCCCCUUCUACGUCACAAAAUGGGCCGUGGUGGCAUGUAGACGAGCCCUAACGAUCGAGCAGGCACAUGAACGACUGGGGGCUGGCGCCACUACAAUCAACCAAUCAGAACCAUUCACCGGCUUCAACACAGACACACACGGUUGUGGCACUUUUCCUUCCUUAAAACUGUAAAAAUUCUCGAACGUAUUCGUCAGUGAACCAUCAACUCGUGAAAACAAUACAUCCUUACCAAACUACCAGAGGAUAUACUUCUAAACUAAAGCAACAGGACCAUGCGCACGAAAACCAUUCGAUGUCCAUCAACGGGUACAAGACGUACGCGUCAGGCAGUUGUUGACAGUCGAUCGCUUGCCACCGAAACAUCAGUCAAGACCAUAAACAAAGACGUUGUCGUUAUCGGUAAUGGACCUUCUGCCAUCACCCUUUCUUAUCUCUUGUCCGGCCGUUGGCCCUAUUAUAAAGGUAUGGACGCAUUAGGGCAUCCGCCAGACUUCCUUCAUGCUAGAUUGGAGUCUAAACCCAAUUGCUCCUUGGUUCUUCAGGAUCUGAAGGAAUUGUCUGAGGGGCUAGAAGGGAGGUCGAGCAAUCCCGUUGCUCUUCUGUACGACACGUUGAAUCAUCCUGAUGCAGAUACGGGUCAAGAUCUGCCAUCCCUUCUUUCGUGGAAAAAUCAUCCCGAACACGCCAUUGAUCACGUGGUUCUUGGCAGAGGUCCCCCCGGGGGAUCGUGGCAGGCAAUGGAGGGGGACGUUUUGACCAUAAGCCGAGGUACUUGGAUGGAACUGGCAAACUUGAGUUUCCGGGAAUGGGAGGAAACUGCGUGUGAACGGCAACUUGGAAUUCGACAGAAACGAGCUUCAGUUAAGCACGUUGCUCAGUAUUAUCAUGAUUAUGUCAACAUCAAAGGGUUGCGACCAUACUUCCGCGAUUCAGCGGAAGUGACAUCAGUUCGGCGACUAGAUCAAGUAAAAAAUGUUCCAGCCGAAAGUUACGCUCCCAAACUUUGGCAAGUAACGGGUCACGUUCGAACGGCGGAAGGAUUAGAAAAUUUUCAGUAUGUGACACCCAAUGUGGUUCUAGCUAUCGGGGGCACUGACCGACCCAAUAGUAUGAACGUGGCCGGCGAAAAUCUACCUUUUGUUAUCAAAUCUUUACAAGCGAUGGAAAAGCUUAUUUCCAGCCAACAAUUGAACAGACAAAGUGAACCGGUUCUAAUCGUCGGCGCUGGCUUGUCUGCUGCAGAUGCUAUUAUUGCCGCCCAUUUUCAUGGAAUUCCCAUUAUACACGUCUUCCGACGUAAGGCUACAGAUCCUAGCCUAAUUUUUGGCCAGCUACCUUCCAAUAUGUAUCCAGAAUACCACAAGGUCUAUCAGAUGAUGAAAGACAACGGUAUGACAUACACCGGAUACACCCCGAUGGAACAGUGCCAAAUUGUGCGUAUUCAGAGUGAUGGCAAAGUCUGCCUGCAAGGACCCGACUAUUCUACUAAAAUCAAAGUAUCCUUCGUCGUGGUAUUAAUAGGCUCGCGACCCAGUUUAAACUUUCUGGAAAAUAAAGGACGUGAUUUAACCGUGGACGUGACGAAACCGAUCUCGUGUCGCAACAACCCGCUUGAUGUAGACCUGUUCACUCUCGAGUCGAACAAGCAACCUGGGAUCUACGCUAUGGGUCCUCUGGUUUCAGAUAAUUUUGUUCGUUUCGCCCAAGGAGGCGCAUUGGCUAUCACUAGAGAUAUUCACACGAAAUUAUCUCGUUUGAAGGCCAAAGAAGAAAGUUUUAAUUCGGCCAUCCCUAGUGUCACCGCAGAAUCGGUGAGCUAUCUUGAUUGUCCAACGUGACAAGAGACGUCCAUAGCUUUUUGAUCGGGGAGAAUAAAACCGUACCUGGUGCUUCGGUAUUGGAAUAGAGAACGCAAUAAUUUCCCUGGUUGUAUCAACAGUCGCCGUUACGAUGUGUGAUUAUCUGAUAGUUUAUUUUUUAUUUUUAAAGUUAAGCUUAAAAUAUCACCCAACUUUAACUUUAUUUCAACGAGUGCUCUACUAGUCUUCGUUGCGCCUUCUCUCGACCUAAAACUCGUUUUCUACUACUCCCAUUUUUAAAACAAUUGUUGAAGAAUGCAAUUUCUAUUGUUAAUUUCUUUGGAGGAAUUGUCGAAAUUAGAGCUUGCGUCUUAAUGGCAUCGUUUUGGUGCUCUCCUGCGUGUGCUAACUGAAAACAUUUUUCAAAGAAAUUUGAUUGUUUUCAGAACAACACUUUAGUAAUACGUAAAAAGAGCGGUUUUAACGUUCUGUACUUUCUUAUUUUGUGGCAUAUUAAACCAUAGAAUGACCAAUAAAAUGUUGAGCCCCUAGUUAAUGAGAGGGUUAGCUAAGUAUAUGACUCAUAACUGUCCACGUAUACGUUAUGCAAGGAAGUUAUAAUACUUCAAUGGAAACAUAACGAAUUCAAGCAUUUUACCAGUAUCAACUUAUAAACAUAUAUGCAUUUAACACAAGUACAUUUCCAGCAGUUCAAUACAUAUUUGGAAAACAAA